AUGAGAAAUAUUCAGAAUAGUAAUAGUGGACAAUCUAACAAAAAAGAUACUCAAUCUGUACUAUUGUAUAUGUCAUCUCUGGGCAUAGUUAUGUUGGGUGUAGCAUACGCUGGUGUUCCACUUUACAGAAUAUUUUGUCAGCAAAUGGGACUAGGUGGUGUAUAUGUACAAGAAAUUAAUGAGAAGAAAGUUGCUACAAUGAAACCUGUAGAAGAUCGAGUCAUUAAAGUUAGAUUUGAAGCUGAUGCAUCCAGUAGGUUACAAUGGAAUUUCAGACCACUACAAGCUGAAGUAAAUGUAAAACCGGGAGAAACAGCCCUUGCUUUUUUCACAGCCAGAAACUCUACUGAUAAACCUGUUGUUGGCAUAUCAACGUAUAAUAUCAUACCUUAUGAAGCUGGACCAUAUUUUAAUAAAAUUCAGUGCUUCUGUUUUGAAGAUCAAUUACUGAAUCCAAAAGAACAGGUUGAUUUACCAGUAUUUUUCUAUAUUGAUCCAGAGAUGGCUGAUGAUCCCAGUUUAGAAAAUGUGGAUGAAAUUUUACUUUCCUAUAUAUUCUAUCCUUCCAAGCAAGGAUUUCAAGUGCCCGCACCAAACUUUCUUCAACCUAAAAAUGCUACAGUGACAUGA
Lottia gigantea (owl limpet) is the source of this 630-nucleotide messenger RNA. RefSeq lists its product as hypothetical. The transcript has 5 exons. Lineage: Eukaryota; Metazoa; Mollusca; Gastropoda; Lottiidae. Bases 1 to 630 code for a protein of 209 amino acids. Gene Ontology annotation, molecular function: copper ion binding. The record is from RefSeq and is a predicted model, not a curated record. Gene Ontology annotation, cellular component: mitochondrial inner membrane.